GUUUACGGGCGGAACACAACUCCCUGCUGUGGAUCAGAUUCUGCUGCACACCGUCCGAGUCGAGCUGCGGGGGUUCUGAGGUCCGAGCAGGCGGAGAAAAUGGCAAAAGUCGACCUGGGUCAGGUUGGGAAGAACUUGGUGAAGAGCGCAGAAAGUGGCGAGACGGUGGAGCUGCAGUCUCUGUGGCAGGACCAGCCGGCGGUCCUGUUCUUCCUGCGGAGGUUCGGCUGCCAGGUGUGCCGCUGGAUGGCAGCGGAGAUCAGCAAGCUGGAGCCGGAGCUGCGGGCCGCCGGGGUGGCGCUGGUGGGCGUGGGCCCGGAGGAGCUGGGCCUGAAGGAGUUCAAGGAGGGAGGCUUCUUCAAAGGAGACAUUUACGUGGAUGAACAGAAGAAAACCUACAAAGAUCUGGGUUUCAAACGAUACACAGCGCUGAGCGUCGUUCCUGCUGCUCUGGGGAAGAAGGUACGAGACGUAGCAUCAAAGGCCAGCGCUGAAGGAAUCCAGGGCAACUUCUCUGGAGAUCUGCUGCAGAGUGGAGGCGUGCUCAUUGUGGCCAAAGGUGGAGAAAAGGUCUUGAUGCACUUCAUCCAGGACUCACCAGGAGACCACGUGGCCCUGGAGGACAUCUCCACGGCUCUGGGCAUCUCAGCCACAGCAACAGCAGGACAGAAGCCCGCGUGCAACGAUGACGUCUGUUCGCUAUGAAGGAGCUGCUGGAUGCUGCUGAACGGUCCCACUGAGGCUCAAGUCAAGAUGUUAAAAUGAAUGUUUACCACCUAAUGCUCCAAUGUCACCACUGUUUGAGAUUUUCUGAGAUUUUUUGAGAUCACAUGUUUAUUAUCUGUUGUAAAAGUUGAUCGUAAAUGUUGUUGUUCUGUCAUGACACCUGUUUUAAUGAUUGUUGGUACAUUUAACUUCAGUAAACUGUUGGUUCCUGUUGUUCA
Stegastes partitus (bicolor damselfish) is the source of this 944-nucleotide messenger RNA. It is a transcript of the gene prxl2b, whose product is annotated as peroxiredoxin like 2B. Gene Ontology annotation, biological process: prostaglandin biosynthetic process. The transcript has 7 exons. Gene Ontology annotation, molecular function: prostaglandin F synthase activity. The record is from RefSeq and is a predicted model, not a curated record. The coding region runs from base 100 to 705 and encodes 201 amino acids. NCBI's taxonomy places the organism in Eukaryota, Metazoa, Chordata, Actinopteri, Pomacentridae.